Molecule: messenger RNA, 1440 nt
Organism: Cordyceps fumosorosea ARSEF 2679
Lineage: Eukaryota; Fungi; Ascomycota; Sordariomycetes; Hypocreales; Cordycipitaceae
Exons: 2
Coding region: 1-1440 (479 amino acids)
Molecular function (GO): hydrolase activity
Source: RefSeq, a predicted model, not a curated record
AUGGCAGUCUCCGGCAGCAGUCCGUUUUACCUGGACUACUUUGACUACUUUCAAAACUCGAGCAACAUCCUCUCCGCGCCCUAUGGCGACGUGAGCAAGAGCUUCGCGACGCCCGUCGCCUCCAAGUCGGCCGCCGUCCAGGGCUUCGACUGGACCAAGCCGUACCCCGGCAGCACCAAGGACGUGCACCGCAUCUACCUCUCCGUGGGCGAGGAGAUGCCGUUGUCGGAGCAGAUCGUGCAGGACGCGACCACCGUCCUCACGUCGCUCACCUUUGGGGCGCCCGCCGCGCUCAUGGACAACGGGCAGCCCAGGGCCAUGGACCCGUCGUGGUACGUCUGCCGGCACAUCUUCGUGUCGACCAAGCCCGAGGUGAAGAAGGCCGUGGACGGCGGCGACGACCAGUGCGCGUUCCUGCCCAGCGCGUGCGUCAAGGACCUCCAGGACAGCCUGACGAGCAGCUGGGGUACGCUGGACGAGAACAGCAUGUGCUCGGCGGGCAUCUUUGACAACAUCCCUGAGCGCUGCUUCGACUCGUUUGGCCAGGCGCGACAAGACGUUAUUGCUUUUGAUAGUCGUACGCUGGCGGAUCACGACGAGGGCUUGCUCCAGACGAGUCAGAACCAGCAGCUGUACAGCUGGCGCAUAGGCACCGGGUACCACGACCCGAGCAGCACCGUCGCCUACCAGGCGGCGGCCAACAGGACCUACAUGGUCGCCACGGUCUGGGGCUACAGCAAGGACGCCAGUAACAAGAAGACUCCCAGCGUAUCCCUGGGCUGCGUCUCCGGCGGCGACGCCUAUGUGCCUCCUCCGCCUGUCAGCUCGACCACGACAACCAGCACCUCCAAGCCGACCAGCACCUCCUCCACAUCGACCACGUCCAGCCAGUCACCCACCAGCACCGCCUUCUUCUCCGACGACUUCUCCUCCCAGAACCUGGACCGCUGGGCCGUCGUGGACGGCAAGUUCAGCGCGGACCAGGGCCAGAUGAUCUCCUUCAACCCGGGCGGCAAGGCGCUCGUCAAGGGCGACAAGGCAACGCUCGGCGACCUCGCCUUCGAGGCCAACGUCAAGGUGACGAGCACCUCCGGCGGCAACGGCGGCCUCAUCUUCCGCGUGGCCGUCGGGUCCGCGGCGGCCGGCGCGGACAGCUACAAGGGCUACUACGCGGGCGUCGCCGGCGGCUCGGUGGUGUUCGGCCUCGCGGACGGCAACGGCUGGAAGCAGCUGUCGCAGGUCAACGCCGCGGAUGUCAAGGCGGGCAUGGUGCAGCGCGUGCGCGUGGAGGCCAAGGGCGAUUCCAUCUCCGUUUACGUCGGGGACAUGAGCAAGCCGAGGAUAUCGGUGCAUGAUGGCACGUACAAGAGUGGCGGUUUUGGUGUUCGUGCAAUCGGGACUUUGAUGUUUGUGGAUAACGUCACGGUUGCGAUGCUGUAA